CCCGCUCUGCUUGCUUGAGCCUCAGGAGUCAGAUUAGUGUCUGUCUAAACUACUUUAAUCCUCCGGAUUUAUUUAUUUUUCAAUAUAUUUAUUUAACGUGAGAAGGAAUGCUUGCAUUCACUGGUAUACCUGGGAGUUUGGCACUUCUGGUAGUGAGCUCACAUCACUGAUAGUCGGGGCUCUUUGUAACCACAGUGUAGAUAAGCAUUUAGCGUGGAGCCCCCGCGGCAUGUUGUGGGGAUGCUCUGGACGCUUUGAGCCGCCUUCCAGCUGUGUUUAACAUCAGCAGCUGCGUGCAGGUUAGAUCCAAGCAAUGACAAGGACGUGCUUUUAUCUGUGGGGAGAGCAGCUGCAGAAACCUUGUCUUUGAUAAUCCAUUUUGCUAGUUAUUAGGUUUGCGCUGUGUGCAUGUAAUACGACUGCGCUGCCGAGGGCAUUGGGUGACGCAAAGCUGCUCUGAAACGUGAAGGUGCCGAGCAGGAGAGUCCUGAAGUGAACAAGGGAGUGUGAACUGAGGCAAUAGAGAGCUGAUUUCUUCUAGUACUGGCUCCUCGGGGUUUAUGGUUUAAAAGCUCUGUAUGCCUCUUAAGAAAGCAUCUGAAAAAGGGGGGAGAAUGGAGAAUGGCAUCACUGCUUUUGGGUGACACCUGCAUGUGAUUUUAACACCUUCAUUCCUGGCACACUCAAGUCAAGCCUUUGCAAAGAUUUCCUGAUCCUGCGUCCUUCCUCAUUGGACAGGUACAGCCAAAACCAGUUCAAUGCAGGCUUUGGGAUUUUUUUCAGCACUCUCAAGGAGUAUACGUGCCCUAAAUGCCUACAAUACAGAGGAAUCCAACUACUUCUAAUGGGAUGUAUUUGCAUAGAGGAAGAACUCCUCAUUUAAGAUGGGUAAUAAGCAAACAAUAUUUACUGAUGAACAGCUAGAUGCCUACCAGGAUUGCACAUUCUUCACUCGGAAGGAAAUCCUUCGGUUGCAUGGCCGAUACCAUGAAAUGGCACCAAACGUUGUGCCUAUGGACUAUACAAAGGACCCAGAUGUUAAACUACCUAUGCAGCUUAUAAUAAACAUGCCUGAGCUAAAGGAGAAUCCCUUCAAGGAAAGAAUUGUGGAAUCUUUCUCAGAAGAUGGAGAGGGGAGCCUCAGCUUCAAUGACUUUGUGGAUAUGUUCUCUGUGCUCAGUGAAAUGGCUCCCAGAGAGCUUAAAGCAAUCUAUGCCUUCAAGAUCUAUGACUUUAACACAGACAACUUCAUUUGUAAAUCAGACUUGGAAAAAACCCUCAAUAAGCUGACCCGAGAAGAGCUAACAGCAGAAGAAAUCACUCUGGUUUGUGAGAAAGUGAUAGAAGAAGCUGACAUGGAUGGUGAUGGGAAACUGGGAUUUGCAGACUUUGAAAACAUGAUUUCCAAAGCACCAGACUUCCUCAGUACUUUCCACAUAAGAAUCUGAUGAUGUUUCUGUGACCAGUGUUGUCAGAAAUGACUUGCCAGUCCAGCCUUUCUGAAUCUCAGGCACUCUGGGGGCUUUUGUCCUCUAAUUAUGGCUUCUUAGAACUCAGCAGAAGGUACUGAAAUCAUUCUGGUCCUCGAAGAGACAGAAGCAUCAUGUGAUCCACGGGAUAGUUGGAACAGUCACAUUUUUAUCUUCACUGCUGGCCAAGCACUGUGGAAAGGAUGGUUGGUUGUUGGGUUGUGGGUUGUCUCUUUUUUUUUCCCGUCUUUUUUUAAACAGGCAGAUUCAGAAUAUUGUUAAAGGUGUUUCCACAUACUUUUUAUAUUUAUGAAUAUUUAAUACUGCUCUGAAAAGUGCAAAAAAUAAAGACAAAGAUUAGCUUUGAUGACUUUUCCAAAAGUAUUUGAAAGAAAGCAAGGGCCUUAAGUAAUGAGAUGCCUCUAUCACUGUGUUGUACAGCUGGGGAUUUUGCAUGGAAAUUCCCUUAGGUAAAAGAACUGCAGUCAAGAUGAAGCUCCCGGUGUUGAAGACAACCACAUCCCAGGUUUGCCUUUCAGUCCCUGAAAUGGCAGUAGCUGGGUUUGGUGCUUACCUUCAACUUAUAUUUUAUGGAUUGUCAUGUCCUUAUGAAACUUGAAAUAUUUGCCUUUUGUAUAUGGUAACUGUAUACACAAUUCCUUUCUUCCCAAGGUAAAUGUUAAAACUGUGUCCUUAUUCUCAAGUGGGGUCCUGUGUUUUACUCAUUCUAUGGGCUAAUAAUGUAGAAUGGAAAAAUCUGAUCAUCUGUAACUUAUGAAGAAGUUGAAGAAGCACAGAACAACUACUAAGGACAUGAAAAGACAUUUUCUUUCUAAACCAGCUAUGCAAUCUUUCCCAUGAAAUGCAUGAAUGCAGCUCUGUAUUUCUCUUCCCUCUCCAGCUGGAAAUCAGCUAGAUUGUUCUUUCAUUGUGUUAGUUCCAGUAUUGGUUAGGUACUGGGGCCUGAAGACAAUCAUAUGUAUAUUACUGUUCUAACAGUCAAUAGAAGGGCUCUGUCACUUACAUGGCUUCUGUAUCAAAGUCAUCACAAUUAAAUCUUUUGAUGCAUUCUA
Pezoporus occidentalis (night parrot) is the source of this 2542-nucleotide messenger RNA. RefSeq names its product calcium and integrin binding family member 2 (gene CIB2). Gene Ontology annotation, cellular component: cell periphery; cytoplasm; stereocilium. NCBI's taxonomy places the organism in Eukaryota, Metazoa, Chordata, Aves, Psittaciformes, Psittacidae. The coding region runs from base 885 to 1448 and encodes 187 amino acids. The transcript is spliced from 6 exons. Gene Ontology annotation, biological process: calcium ion homeostasis. The record is from RefSeq and is a predicted model, not a curated record. Gene Ontology annotation, molecular function: calcium ion binding; magnesium ion binding.